GGCCUUUCCACCACUGGCAAGUUCAAGCCCAUCUGCGUGAAGGCGCGCACAGAGGCCUACACCAUCGAUUCCCUGAUUGCGAGGGCGGAGAACUACAGGAAGACGCAAGCGGAGAUCGAGCGGAGGGCCAAAGAGGCCGAGGAUGCGGCUGUUGCUGCCAGUGGCGAGAGCCCGUUCGGCGGCAGCCCUUCGCCCGCGGCUCCGCAGCAGGGCGCGCUUGCAGCGGGGUCUGGGCCGCAGCUCAAUCCUGCGGCGAUGGCUUGCUCGCGGUCCGUCGUCGCCCCCUCCGAGUGCAGGCCGCCGAGGACGCCUGGCGCGAGGCCCCGCGGAGGCGCCAGAUCCGUCAUGUCCGAUGCCAAGAAGUCCGAGGUGGAGGAGCUCGUGGAUAGGCGCAUUUCAGCUCUGGACACGAGCAGGUGCUGGUCGGGCGCGGCCAUGGGCCGCGAGCUUCGCUGGGCCAGGGAGUCGCACGAGGGCAUCAUGGAGGCCAGCCCCACCCCAGAGGACUCGGAGACCGCUGACAAGCUGAAGGAGCACAUCUCGGUGUGCGAUGCGAUCUGCGGGAUCGUCGAGAAGCCCCUUCGAGAGAUCCCGAAGAGCAAGCUCGACAGCUUCCUGAAUACCCUGGAGAAGUACAACGAGGACAUGCCGAGCAAGUGGAAGUUGGAUAACUUGAAGGUGGGCGACCUCUUGAAGAAGCCUGACAUGUGCAUGCAUGAUUUCUUAUAUAUGAUUGCGCCGUGGGAGGUCCAGCACGCCGAGGGCAAUGGGAGCCUCACGUACAGGCCGACGUACCCCAGGGUGAUCACGUUGGACGGCAGCCAGGCGGACAAUAUCAGCCAGCGCGACGCGUUCUUCACCGAGGCGCUGAACCAUCACAUCCAUGCUGGCGAAGGCGGCCGAUCCCAACUUGUUCAGUUCUGCACCUCCUGCCUCGACUGGAUCGACAACAAUUGCCCCGAGGAUGAGGCCUUCGACGAUGUCGUCAACACGAUGGCGCAGUGCUUGAAGGCUCUCCUGUGCAUUGCCAGCCCAGACAAUAUUGCCCACCACGAUUCCAUAACUAAAAUAGGGGAGGCCAAGUCGCAGUGCCCUGGGCAAGCGUGCCUCCGCCACCUGAACUUGUCGGUGAAGCGCUCGGAGUUCUACACCAGCCUCAGGGCCGUGCGAGAUGAGUGCACGCAGUACCACACCAAGACGCAGGAGCACUGGCCCGAAGUUUGCAGCCUGCUCAGCAAGAUGGAGCAGUGCGAGACCGUAGCGGAGUUUGUGCAGUCGGGUAACAUGGCGAUCGCUCUGAAUAAGGUGGCCAUGUUCGCCAUGUAUUGUCGGCCAGGCUCAAUCGACGGCUUCAAGUCUAAGCUGACGGCGCUGUUCGAGAAGUACCUCGCCGACCUGCCGCAGGGCGACCCGUCCAAUGACCCGAAUGGCAAGGCUCUGACCGCGAGGCUGGCCGAGACAAAGGCGUUGGUGACUGCAGCGAAGAUUGGCUUGCCAGAGAAACAUUCCGUGUGGGCGAAGGCCUUGUCGGAUAUCCAGAAGCAGGAGUCCUCCGUGAACAAGUUCAACGCCAGCCAGGGCCUCGGGCAGCUCGCGUCGGCCUUGAAUGCAGACGCAUUGGCAGAUGAUGCGACGCGUCUCAGCGUCAUUCCCGUGAUCGAAUCUGUCUUGGCCGCGGGUGGCAGGGGCGUUGAGGCCCAUAGAGGGAGCGGCGCUGCCAUCUUCCAGCACGUCCUCGACGGCAUCGCCAUGAAUUGCACCCAGCCUGACCAUGCGGAAUCCUACUGUGACAUCCUCCUGAAGCUCGCAGAGGCGGAGUGGCUGACCGACGCCUCGGGUACAAAGCUGAAGGCUGCGACCGACAUGAUCAAGAACUGGGCACCGCUCAACACCCACGUCGCGUGCUGGGAUGGCCUGGCGUCCGACGGCAUGAUCGCAACGCUCAAGGCCAUCAAGUCAGCUGGCAUGGUCUCGGGCAUGGGCGGCUUGGAGACUGACGCGACUAACGCUGGCCAGAAGACCGAGACGGCGAGCUUGGUGGCUAAGACGUCUACCAUCAGGGUGCUCUCUGAGAAGACGAACGUUCUCAGGCCGAUCAGCCGUGGCGGCGACGACAAGGGCGACCCGUGGGACUGCGGGAUGCCCGACGGCAAUGGGGGGAUUGAGGAGGUCUUGGAGCGCGCCUUCGAGACCAUCAUGCUGAUCGACGGCUCGGCCUACCAGGAGAAGACCGACGCGGUGCAGCAUGCCUUCGAGGAGGCGCUGGAGCGGUCCGAGGUCUUCGAGUACCAGGUUGAUACCAGCGUCAUCGGCGACACGAACAAGGCGCUCUGGAACGCCAUGGCCACCAAGUACACGGCCCUGCUCAUCCACACCUACAAGGAGAACUCAAGCAACCCGCCCAAGUUGCGCCGCGAGAUCAACAACUACAGGAAGCAGAUCAAGGAGCAGUCGGGCGUCGAGAAGGCGAUGCGCCAGGACGUCAUGGAGUGGGCGUCGAAGAUGUGCUCCCUCAAGGGCUGA
This is a messenger RNA of Prorocentrum cordatum, 2523 nucleotides long. Lineage: Eukaryota; Dinophyceae; Prorocentrales; Prorocentraceae. The record is from the annotation of a GenBank genome assembly.